AUGGAAGAAACAUUCCAUUUACGCUGGGGCAUUCUAGGCACAGGACACAUCGCCAAGUAUUUCGCAGAAGACCUCCUCAUCGACCCGGCCACAAGGGAACGAAUCGAUAUCGUCCACCUCCUUUCCGGGGUAGCGUCUUCUCGCUCAGAAGAUGUCGCCCACGAAUUCAUGACCACAGUCCGAGCCCCGUCUUACUGCCAAGCAUACGGCAAUUACUCCGAUCUAGUCAACUGCCCUACCAUCGACGUGGUCUAUAUCGCGACACCUCAUUCUCACCACUUCCAGAAUGCCAUGCUGGCGCUCGAAGCGGGAAAACACGUGCUGUGUGAGAAAAGCCUGACUGUGAAUGCCGCACAAGCCAAGAAGUUGUUCGCUGUGGCGGAGCAGAAGCAGCGGUUUCUCAUGGAGGGACUGUGGAUACGGUUCCUCCCAGUUAGUGUAGAGGUGCGUCGACUUCUCCAAGCCGGUGCGAUUGGGACCAUCACCCGUGUCUUCGCAGAUAAUGGUCUGGGAGUGGAUCCAUACAGGGAAUUUCCGACGGGCGACCGCAUGGUUGUAAAAGAACUGGCUGGCGGGGCGCUGUUAGACCUUGGCGUCUACUCCAUCCACUGGGUCCUCCAAGCCCUCGCCAAGGGAAAUCGUCGCCCGAUCCAGAUCUUCUCCACCAUGACAAAAUACCCUAUAUCGGGAGUCGACGAAACCACCACCAUCCUGAUGAAAUUCGCCCCCAGCACAGCAGACCGACCCGAAAUACAAGCCACAGCGAGUGCCAGUCUACGUGCCAGAAGCAACCCAGACGGCGAGACCGCCGCGGUGCGCAUUCAAGGCGAUGAAGGCGAAAUCCAAGUCUUCGGUUGGCCUUGGUGUCCGUCCCAGCUACGGGUUAUCAAACAGGGACCCGGGAUAGACACUCCGAGGACGAUGAGCAUCGACGAUGUCAGCUUUCUAUCCGACGAUGUCAGCUUCGUAUCCGACGAUCCAUACGGCCUCUGCUUCGAGGCGGACGAGGUCGCACGUUGCAUUCGCCAAGGUCUGCUAGAGAGUCCCGAGAUGCCCUGGCUAGAGAGCCUGACCGUCAUGGAGAUCAUGGAUACAGUGCGACGGGAGAACGACCUCAAAUUUCCUGAGGAAAUCGAGACCUUGGAGUAUCCUGUAGCACUACCUGCUAAAACAUCCUAA
This is a messenger RNA of Aspergillus nomiae NRRL 13137, 1179 nucleotides long. Its product is annotated as Gfo/Idh/MocA family protein. Gene Ontology annotation, molecular function: nucleotide binding. The transcript is spliced from 4 exons. NCBI's taxonomy places the organism in Eukaryota, Fungi, Ascomycota, Eurotiomycetes, Eurotiales, Aspergillaceae. The coding region runs from base 1 to 1179 and encodes 392 amino acids. The record is from RefSeq and is a predicted model, not a curated record.